Messenger RNA from Harpegnathos saltator (Jerdon's jumping ant), 609 nucleotides. RefSeq lists its product as uncharacterized. The transcript has 6 exons. The record is from RefSeq and is a predicted model, not a curated record. Bases 107 to 571 code for a protein of 154 amino acids. NCBI's taxonomy places the organism in Eukaryota, Metazoa, Arthropoda, Insecta, Hymenoptera, Formicidae.
CGGAUCGGCGGAUCGUCGCGCGCGUAAUAAUUUCCGAAUUUUCACUCUCGAUCGCGCAGUAUACGCGCGCGUGUAACGUGUAAUAUUCGUGCGUGUGUGUGCGUGAAUGCGCGCGCGCGCGUGUGUGUGUGUGUAUGUGUGCGUGACGAUCCGGAGCAUCUUAAGCAAUAGCAGUGUUUCAUGGUCUUUGAAGAUCUGCGGCGGAGUUUGCGGCCACGUGACGGUAACUGCGGUUACCGGGACGCAGUUUCUACGGACGUCGAUGCCGCACCGGAGGAUCCGGUUCGGGCCGAGCAGAGUCGGCUUGAAGAUCCGCAGCAGAACGCGGCUGACUCUGUCUACUGUGUAUCGAUUCUCGGCUCCUCCCGCGACGAUGAGCGAUCUCGGACGCUUCCAAGCGACGCCCCUGCGUAAUCCGGCGGCUCAGUCAGCGCGACGCGCAAAAGCACGUAGAAUCAAAUCUGGCGGAGCUGGCGACCACACCACGAGGACAGUUGGACUUCCGGUGGACGCGCGGAUGCCGUACCGGAGGAUCCGGUUCGGGCCGAGCGGGGUCGGCCUGAAGAAUUGAGCAGCGGAACGUGGCCGCCCUGACUACGAAGCGGUUCG